Molecule: messenger RNA, 819 nt
Organism: Medioppia subpectinata
Lineage: Eukaryota; Metazoa; Arthropoda; Arachnida; Sarcoptiformes; Oppiidae
Source: the annotation of a GenBank genome assembly
GGCCACACUUUACACGGAUAUGAAGUGCAGACCAUUGAAGACAUACCGGAGCUGUGUUUGAGCGCAUAUCUGUUGAGUCACGAGAAGAGCGGUUCCCAACACUUGCAUAUACACAGAGAGGACAACAAUAAUCUGUUUGGUGUGUCGUUGAGAACCACUCCGAGUGACAGUACAGGUGUGGCCCAUAUUCUGGAGCAUUUGGCACUUUGCGGUUCCCAUAAGUAUCCGUGUCGGGACCCCUUCUUCAAGAUGUUAAACAGAUCUUUGGCCACAUUUAUGAACGCCUUCACGAGUCCUGACAACACUUUCUAUCCGUUUUCCACACAAAACAACAAAGAUUUCUAUAAUCUGUUGAGUAUUUAUUUGGACGCAGUCUUCUUCCCGAAACUACAGCGCCUGGACUUCGGUCAGGAGGGCUGGCGUCUGGAGCACAACACCAUCAAUGAUCGCUCAGGUUCGGCCAUAUAUUCCAGAGGUCUUCAAAACCAUUUAUUGCCAAACACUACGUAUGGCAACGAAUCGGGUGGCGAUCCUCUUGUCAUCCCUGAUCUUACGUAUGAAAAACUACAAGAGUUUCAUUCACGACAUUAUCAUCCGAGUAAUGCCAGGUUUUUUACUUAUGGCAACUUUCCUUUGGAGUCUCACUUGGCUUUCAUUAAUGAAUACGUUUUGAGUCGUUUUACAUUUAAUGAAGACUAUAAGAAGUGCAGUGAAAUAUCAGAACAAUCCAAAUGGUCUAAACCGGUCCACAAAUCAAUUGAAUCACAACCCGACCCUUUGGCCCCCUUUGCAGACAAACAAACCACAGUUAGCCCCUAA